UUUUCCAUUUUCCAUUUUUGAUAUUUCUUCGCUUCUAGUCUAGGGCUCGAACUUUACUCCUCUUACUUUGCGUUCUCAUCCUCUCAAUUUCCAUCUCACUUUAGGGCUUUCUUUCGUCUCUCUAAGCUCGCCUCUGCAAUUUCAGUCUCCAAUUCCAGGUUUUUCAAUUGUUUGUGGAGCUUUGGAUCUAGCUUAUUUGUUUGAGCUGGAUAUGUCCUCCACCUCGGUUCAUAUGGCCUAGGUCAAGAGUGAUGUGUGCUUGAGUUAUGGCGCUUAAAGUUCAUCCUUCCAAGGCAGCGGAGAUAGCCAUUGAGUCCAUUGGUCGGGGAUAUGACAUAACAAUAGAUCUAAGACUCAAGUAUUGUAAAGGGAAUUUACAUGGUUCUCGGUUGAUAGAAAUUGAUGAAGGUGUGGGUCAUGAGAUUGUUCUUCCUGGUGGGAUUUUAAUCUCAAAUGUACCCAAAUCAAUUAGGUGUGACAAAGGGGAGCGAACGAGGUUCAGGUCUGAUGUUCUCUCUUUUCAACAGAUGUCAGAGCAGUUUAAUCAGGAGAUGACUUUGACUGGUAAAAUUCCUUCAGGUCAUUUCAACACCAUGUUCGAGUUUUCAGGAUGUUGGCAGAAAGAUGCGGCCAAUACGAAGAACCUAGCUUUUGAUGGGGUCUUCAUUACCCUGUACACAGUUGCUUUGGAAAAAUCACAGAUGGUACUCUGCGAUCACGUAAGGAAAGCUGUGCCAUCAUCUUGGGACCCUGCUGCACUUGCAAGGUUUAUUGAAACCUUCGGCACCCACAUUAUUGUUGGCUUAAAGAUGGGAGGAAAGGAUGUGAUAUAUAUGAAGCAGCAGCAUUCGUCUACUAUUCAACCUUCUGAACCUUCUGAAGUGCAGAAGAGUUUGAAGGAGAUGGCAGAUAAAAGGUUUUCAGAGAACAUUGCACAAUAUGGAACGGGUUCUGAACGGAUUUACAGCAACGACAAGAUUGAAAUUAGGGAGCAACAUUUGAGGUUUGGUGAUGCUAGCUCUGCAAUUUCUCCACUCAAGGAUAUUGUACCCAUUUGCAAGAGAAGAGGUGGAAGCGACAGGAUUAGCCUCCCUCAUCAUGAGUGGUUGCAGACAGUUCAGUUGGAGCCAGACGUGAUAUCAAUGUCCUUCAUUCCAAUUACUUCUUUAUUGAAUGGAGUUCCAGGAAGUGGAUUCUUGAGCCAUGCAAUAAAUCUUUAUUUGCGAUACAAACCACCAAUUGAAGAGCUUCAUCAAUUUUUGGAGUUUCAGCUCCCAAGGCAAUGGGCGCCAAUUUUCAGUGAGCUUCCACUUGGUCCACAGCGGAAACAACACAAUUUGGCAUCUCUUCAGUUUAGCCUUAUGGGAUCAAAGCUUUAUGUGAAUACUACGCCUGUUGAUGUGGGCAGGAGGCCAGUUACAGGUCUCCGGCUUUAUUUGGAAGGUAAAAGAAGCAAUUGUUUGUCCAUCCACUUGCAGCACCUCUCCUCUUUACCCAAGAUUUUUCAACUUACGGAGGAUCCAAAUGGCAACGUCCGUCAGGAAUCACAUGAUCGCAGAUAUCUUGAAAAAGUUCAGUCCAAGUACUUUUCUCAUGUGUGCACUGCUCCUGUUGAGGCCGAUGAGGAUCUCUCAAUAGUAACUGGGGCACAGUUGCAGGUUGUAAAUCAAGGGAUGAGAAAUGUUCUGUUUCUGCGACUCCGCUUCUCUUCGGUUUUGGGAGCAACGGCUGUAAGGCAGCCAGAGUGGGAAGGUUCACCUGGACUGGCAGCCAAGUCUGGUCUUAUAUCAACACUAAUCAGUCAUCAUUUUUCAACAGUUAUGAAACCACCUCCAAAACCAGCUGAUGUGAAUAUAAACUCUGCUGUAUAUCCUGGGGGUCCCCCAGUACCUGUACAAGCCCCUAAGCUUCUGAAAUUUGUAGAUACCACAGAAAUGAAGAGAGGACCCCAAGAGACUCCUGGGUAUUGGGUUGUUUCUGGUGCAAGACUCAUGGUAGAGAAGGGGCGGAUCUCCCUUCGGGUUAAGUUUUCCUUACUAACUGUAAUAUUACCAGAUGAAGAAGAAAUCAAUGAUAAUUAGCUUGGUUUGUCCGAUGUCAAGUAUGAAUGGAAGUUUGCACAGUAAAGCAGGUGGGUGAAAACUGCCAAGAUUAUCGAGAAUCAGCAGCAGAUCUUAUAACCAAGGUUAAGGAUCACAAAUGCUAUGAAAAGGAGAAUUGGUAAGAGAGUUGGAUCCCUUUCUUUAGGACGAUAAUCCAAUUUAAGCCAAAAGGAAUGAAAGAACUCAAGGAAGAAGGGUGAGACAACGUCGGAUGAUUCUGCUGUGAAGGAGUCAUCUAUGUUGGUGUUGGUGAUGUAAUUUACUUUUUGCGUAGGUAUUACGAAUUCGACACGUUGGAGGUUUUUUUGCACGUUUGACGACGUAUUUGUACAUAACAUUUUCAGGUCUUCUGUGGAUAAGUAGAGAUUUCAAAUGUUUCUUGUGUUUGUAGCCAUGUAUGUGAAUGAGAGUCUUCAUAUAAACACUCGUUUUAAAUUGUUGAAUUUUUGAAGCUCUGAGAAACUUUUGAGCACUGAGUGAGGAAGAUGAUGUCGCAGGACUGUCAUAAUUUUCCUUGAAUUGCCUUUUCUUCAUUUUGGAAAGGUACGUUGUAAACUUACAUCCAUAAGAUAAAGUGAGUGCCGUAUAAUAUGUAUAUUUCAAUUCUA
Messenger RNA from Benincasa hispida (wax gourd), 2710 nucleotides. RefSeq names its product MAC/Perforin domain-containing protein. Lineage: Eukaryota; Viridiplantae; Streptophyta; Magnoliopsida; Cucurbitales; Cucurbitaceae. Gene Ontology annotation, cellular component: plasma membrane. Gene Ontology annotation, biological process: plant-type hypersensitive response; regulation of salicylic acid mediated signaling pathway. The record is from RefSeq and is a predicted model, not a curated record.